Molecule: messenger RNA, 2437 nt
Organism: Lytechinus pictus (painted urchin)
Lineage: Eukaryota; Metazoa; Echinodermata; Echinoidea; Temnopleuroida; Toxopneustidae
Product: deleted in malignant brain tumors 1 protein-like
Exons: 10
Coding region: 526-2196 (556 amino acids)
Cellular component (GO): membrane
Molecular function (GO): calcium ion binding
Source: RefSeq, a predicted model, not a curated record
UUGAAGACCCGACUGGUUAGUAGUGGUACGUACAAGCAUGUAGGAAGAGUUGAACUUUACUACCAAGAUGCCUGGGCUACUGUGUGCGACGACUAUUGGGAUUUAAACGACUCACAUGCAGUUUGCCAUACACUCGGGUUCCCUCGUGCGUCUGCUUACUAUACGAGUGCAACUUAUGGAGCUGGAUCAGGGCUUGUCCUGUUGGAUGAUGUGGCAUGUUCAGGAUCUGAAUCGAACCUCGCUUUUUGUGGACACAUAGGCUACGGCAUUUCAAACUGUGGUCAUAGCGAAGAUGCAGGAGUUGCGUGCACAGGAGGCGUUGAGCCUGUAUGGACCCGUUUGGCUGAUGGUAGAGGUCCAUAUGAAGGCAGAGUUGAAGUCUUCCAACAGGGUGCAUGGGGCACUGUUUGUGACGAUAGCUGGAGUCUAUAUGAUGCUCACGUAGUCUGUUACACAUUAGGAUAUCGACGGGCUGUUGCAUACCACCGUGGCGCAUUCUUUGGUCAGGGCACAGGGGAUAUCAUCAUGGAUAAUGUAGGUUGUAGCGGGUCUGAGUCAAACCUAGCAUUCUGCUCGCACAACGGUUACUUCUAUGAAAAUUGUGAACAUGCCGAUGAUGCAGGAGUUACGUGCGAAGGCCUCGUUCUUGUGCGUCUUGUUGAUGGAGCAGCACCAAAUGAAGGUCGCGUCGAGGUUAACUACCAAGGAUCAUGGGGUACAAUCUGUGACGAUUCUUGGGAUAUUAACGAUGCUACGGUUGUCUGUCGAAUGCUUGGGUAUUCAAACGUCUCCUCUCCAUUAACAUCCUUCGGACCAGGCUUUGGGAAUAUCGUUCUAGACGAAGUUAGUUGUGAGGGAACAGAAGCCAACAUUUCAAGCUGUGUCCAUAGCAGAUAUGAGGUUCAUGACUGUGAGCACAACCAGGACGUUGGUAUAAGGUGCAGUGGUGAAGUUAAACUAUCUGCUCGUCUCGUCGAGGGUGAGCGUGAGAAUGAGGGCCGGCUCGAAUUACUCUACAUGGGAGAGUGGAGCAAUGUCUGCCAAUUUGGUUGGACACCCCGUGAUUCGGACGUUGUCUGUCGAAUGUUAGGAUUUGUCGGGGCUUCAAACUCAACCAGUUUGUCUUUUGGUGGUGGACCCGGGAAUGUGGUCUUACGAAAACCGGAAUGUUCUGGAACAGAGUUGAGUCUUCUUGAAUGUGACAGAUUUCAGAUGGGUUACACUUACUGCGGACAUUCAGAAGGACUGGGGAUAUCUUGUUGGGAACGAGAUGAUAUUCAAGUUCGUUUGGUGAACGGAGACUCUGACAAGGAAGGCCGUGUUGAAGUUCGUUCUAUGGGGCAUUGGGGGACAGUAUGCGACGACAAUUGGGACUUAAAAGAUGCUAACGUGGUUUGUAGAAUGCUUGGAUUUGAACGGGCCGUCAGCUAUACCUGCUGCGCUGGCUACGGAGAAGGAUCUGGCCCAAUAAUCCUUGACAAAGUUGACUGUAACGGUACUGAAAACAACUUAGGCCAUUGCCCCAAGAGCGACUACAAGAUCAACGACUGUGAUCAUUCAGAAGAUGUUGGCGUCUCUUGCAUUGAAUAUGAUUUUGAUGAGUGUAACCAAAUCCUUGAUGAUUAUCCGUGUGACGCCCUCAACGGUGUAUGCAUUAAUACCCGUGGAUCUUACACCUGCUCCUGUACUUCUGGAUAUCGUAUAGAUAUUGAUGAUACAUGCCAUGAUAUCAAUGAAUGCACCAAUACUCUUGAGGACUACCCAUGUGAUACCAGCAACGGCAUAUGUACUAAUACAGAUGGUUCUUACGUCUGCUCGUGUGCUGUUGGAUAUCGUUUAGCAAUAAACAACACCUGCCAGGAGCUCGCCCCUCAUUCAAAUGGAAGAGCCGGUUUAAUCGGAGGUAUUGUCUCGUUCAUCAUCAUCAUCAUCAUCGCAAUAAUUGUCACCGUCGGAUUACUUUGGAAGUACAGGAAAUUUCCACAAAUACUAUGCAGAAACGAACCUCAUGAGAUGGAUGGUCAGACAUCUCCGCAAAAUCCAAACACUUACGGUGGAGGAACGUAUUAUGAACAUGGCAACGUGCAUGUAGAUACUGCCUGCAAUGCAGAGCUGAAAGGAAAAGCUGCGUACCAAGCUGACAAAUGUUCUGAUAAUGAUGAAAAUGAGGAAAUUUACGAGAAUCUUGGUGAUUAAGUCCUUAACUGCAUGCAACCCCACCGAUAACGACCACCAGACGAGCUCUAGAUUAUAUGUCAUCCACAACAGGAUAUUUUAUUGACAAAAAUUAUAUCUUAUUUAGAAACUUUAGAAAAUGAGCGUUUUGAAAUCAUUCACAGGUUUGACCGAGGGUGUUAUGUUAUAAUGAUAAUAAUAAUAAUAAUGAAGUUCCUAUAUAGCGUUUUUAAGACCUGGAAUGACUCUCAAUGCACUUUAC